UUGUGACCAUCGCCAAUUGUGACUUCUCAGCUGGCACUUUCAUUGAUAAAUCUAUCAAGAGAACACUGCAAUCUCACCAUCGUUUUCCAACAUCAAUCACAAAGUAGGGGCUUACCUACAACUAACUCAUCAACAUCACAACCAAGUCCAUAGACAGCGCCCGACCAACCUCAGAAGCAAGAACUCGAAGUGCAGCAUCAAUCAACGCGUCUUCUGAAUACAAUCGGCAGCUGUCAAUCGGCGGACUGAAUAUCGCAGAUUGGACGAUUGCAGGAAUUCCUGGAACGGAAGCAACGACUGCCAAUUUCACACCUUUUUGGUAUUCAGGGUAGUUACAGGCAGACCAAACUUGAAAAUUUUACCUCUUUAACUCUUCACGAAUCAACACACUUAUGCCUACACAAUGACCAAGACUAAGAAUAAGGCCGCCAUGGCGGUUGACGAUGCCACAUCCUCCAUUACAGCGGUGACUGACGAUGACGCCAUGACCCUUGUCGACUUGUUUGGAGAUCUUGAUGUUGAGGAACUCACCGAGCCUGACAACAGAACCACAUCUGGAGAGUCAACCAGCAUUGCGAGUUCGGAAGUCAGUACAGACGUUGCUGAUAGUGAGGUCGACCUUGAGACGAAGCCAAGCGAGAAGGGCAAGACCGCAGAUACCGAAAGUAAGGUGGCCACAGAAGCAGAAACAUCUUCUGGAGUCACAUCAGAAGCUGCCAGUUCAGAGGUAGCUGAAACGUUAGCUUCUGGCGAGACAGCCUCAGAAGAUAAGACCACAACCGACGAUACAUCUUCAAAGAGCGGAGAUGCCUCUGCUGGCGCUCAAUCAUCAAGCGCAGGCGAGUGGACGGACUCAGAGGAUGCCCUCAUCAUCAGUAUGAAGGAGGGUGGUGAGAGCUGGGCUUCCAUAGGCAACGCAAUCAACAGAGGCAAGAACGAGGUCAAAAAGCGAUGGCACGUAUUGAAGAUCAACGUUGCCAAUUCGACCGAAUCCGGAGGAGAGUCCAUCCAAGCUGGAUCUCAGGCCGAUACUGAGGCUGAUGACAAAACCGCUGUGAGCCAAGACGAGGCAAAGAAGGCAGAUGACGACAAGGCCGAAAAGCAGAAGCAGAAGAACAACGAGACCCUCAAGGCCGAUGGCAAGCCGAAAAAGUCACAGAAACCUUUCAAGGAAGUCAAGAUCACUGAGGGCAAGAAGCUAGAGGCGAAGAAAUCCGAGCCCAAGCCCAAGGAGCCCAGACAAAGAAGCAACCCUUCCAAGCCCACCCCGUCAGAAACCUCGUCGUCAAAGCCUGCUACCUCAGACUCCAACGAGGAGACCCCGAGCUCAUCCUACCGAGACCGGUUCAACCUCCUCCACGACACCUCCUCGGCCUCCGUGUCAAAGUCCUCCGCUACCAGCGCAGACGACAACGACGCCGAACCCCAAGCUAAAUACGAACGCGAACUCGCCGGCCAACAACGCUACAUCCGCCGUCACGUCCACCCAGCACUCUACCCUCCCGCGCCGGCAGCAUCCCAUAAGAGAAAGAGGCCGCUUCCUGCUCCCGCCAGUAGACGAGCGCCCAGCCCGGCAGACAGACAGCAGCGCCGCGACGACGCGACCCUCGCGGCUGUGGUGUCCAAGAGGGAGGCGACAAAGUGGCUCGAGAUGCAGGCCAACUUUUUUAACGCUACGGGCCGAAUGGUGCCGCUUCAUAUGAUCAAGUCGAGGUGCGAGGCCGAAGAGGACCGAGACAAGGCCGCCGGCGUGCGGAGUUGGGCUUCCUCGGUGGCCGAUAGUGAGGAUCUGUUGGACCCUAACGAGGGUCGGGACGCUCCUGAGGAUGCUCUAGUCAAUGAUGACGAAGAUUGAUACCCCCCUCCCUUUCUUUUUUUUUUACGCUUGUUUGCGAGAUGCGACCCCAUGAGAUGCCUGACUCGAGGGGGGUGACGACUGACGAAUGAUGAUGACGACGGUUACGGCCUCACCCUUUUUCGUCUACAAGACUUUGAUCAUGAAACUGAUUUGGGACAUCUGGGUUUAGACGGGUGUGAUGGGCUACGGGAUACCAAAAAGAAUUGGGGU
Messenger RNA from Colletotrichum godetiae, 2068 nucleotides. RefSeq lists its product as uncharacterized. Lineage: Eukaryota; Fungi; Ascomycota; Sordariomycetes; Glomerellales; Glomerellaceae. The transcript has 2 exons. The record is from RefSeq and is a predicted model, not a curated record. The coding region runs from base 404 to 1855 and encodes 483 amino acids.